Messenger RNA from Brassica napus (rape), 2565 nucleotides. RefSeq names its product xylan glycosyltransferase MUCI21-like. Lineage: Eukaryota; Viridiplantae; Streptophyta; Magnoliopsida; Brassicales; Brassicaceae. The transcript has 3 exons. The record is from RefSeq and is a predicted model, not a curated record. The coding region runs from base 1024 to 2484 and encodes 486 amino acids. Gene Ontology annotation, molecular function: glycosyltransferase activity.
UAAAUUUAUAAGACACAAUCCGCGCGAAACGCGGAAAAAAUCUCUAGUCAAAUUUAACGGAUAAAAAUGUCGAGCUCGUAUAAACACAUCAUCCUAUGUAGUAAGCUAGUAAUCAGUAAACACAUUCCGUUAAUUGGGCUAGAUAUAUGGUGAUGGCCCACCGGCUGACCAUUUAUUCGUUUGCGUGAAUUACGAACAUCUUUUCAUCACUUCCAAAUUAAUUUCCCUUAACCCCGGUCUAAACAUGGAACUAAUCCAUAAUACGCAUGUUGUACAGUAACUAUAUUAUAAUCACUGUAAAGAUUAGUUUUGUUUUCAGCUCAGACAAGAAUCGUCUAUACACUGUAAAGUUUAAUUUCUGUGAAAAAUAAAAAGUACACUAAAUUCAAAGAUUAAAGUGUUUGUCAAUGACUGAUCCGGUCGUAUGUGCAGAAUGGUCACCCUCCGUGGCUGUUUGAAUUGUUUGUCAAUGAAAGCCGCUGCCUUUGAUUGUGUGUCUUGCCAAAUUUUUUUGGGUUAAACUAGAGUAGGGAUGUUGGUUAUGAUCCUGCUCUUGUAGUUUUUUGAUGUAAGUAUGGGGUUUAGUAGUGGUGCAGCAGGUCGUUUUUUUGUGUAUGCUGCAGGCUUUGGUGAUGUAUGUAUGCUACGUUUGAGUAAUUGAAUCAAUGAAAUUGCAGGGAAAAAAAAAAUUCAAAGAUUAAAGUUCCGUCUCUCACAAAGUCAAAAAACUUAUUUUCUUUGACACGUCUCUCGGGUUCUCCUUUGAGUAUGAUGAGUGAUGACUGAACAUAAAUCUCGAUAUUCCAUAUUAAAAAUUAUCAAAAUCUAGAAUAAAUUUAAUAGAAAAUCCGUUCUCUGUUUCUCUGAAACAUACUUUUUGAAAUUCCCAUCUUCUCUGUUUCUCUCUUGGUGUAAGAGAACGCAGCAAAUCCCAUAAAGACAGAAAAAAACGUCUUUAAACGAAAAAGAAGAUUAGAAGCUUCGUAAAAUCGAAACUUUGCUUGUGGGUUUUUCUUCCCAGAUAUGGUGCAGUACCACAGAUUAAUCAAAAAAGGAGAAAAACUUAGAGUUGCAGUUGAACAAGGUGCUUCCGGUGAUGCCACCGCCGCUCCCGGAGGCGGAGGAUACUUAAAGAGUGCAAAACAAAAGAUUCUAUCAAUCAUCUUUCUCUCUUUCCUCUGUUGCUGCUACUUCUUCAGCUUCUCCUCUUUCUCUCUCAUAGAUGCUUUUAACAGAGAAGUUGAAGGACUUGUUCCUUAUGAACAGUUCACUGCACCUCUAUGUUCAGGGCUACCUCCAGGGACAAUUUGUUGUGACAGAACCGGUUUUAGAUCAGACAUAUGUAUCAUGAAAGGAGACGUUAGAACACACUAUACAUCUUCAUCAAUCUUCCUCUUCACAUCCUUCAAAAACAAGUCCAAACCCCGUGAGAAGAUCAAACCAUACACAAGGAAAUGGGAAACAAGUGUGAUGGAAACAGUUCAAGAACUCAAUCUCGUCUACAAAGAUGUCAAUGAUGAACAUCACAACAACAACAACAAUGUAUGCGAUGUUGUGUACCAUAACGUUCCCGCUGUGUUUUUCUCAACGGGUGGAUACACUGGAAACGUUUACCACGAGUUCAACGAAGGAAUCAUCCCUUUGUUCAUCACUUCACAGCAUUUUAACAAGAGGGUUGUGUUUGUCAUCGUUGAGUAUCGUAAUUGGUGGGUUACUAAAUAUAAAGAUAUCCUCUCUCAGCUCUCUGAUCACCCUCCAGUAGACUUCAAUGGAGACAAGAGAACGCACUGUUUCAAAGAAGCUAUCGUACGGUUAAAGAUUCACGACGAGUUGAGUGUUGACUCAUCGUUAAUGCUUGGAAACAAAACAAUUCUUGAUUUUAGAAGCGUGUUGGAUCGUGCUUUCUGGCCACGUAUCCACGGAUUGAUUCAAGACGAAGAAGCAGAGAACAAGACUGGUUUCAAACCAAAACUUGUGAUUAUGUCAAGAAACGGAUCAAGAGUGCUACUUAACGAGAAUCUUCUGGUGAAACUAGCCGAGGAGAUUGGAUUCUUUGUCGAGGUUUUGAGACCGGACAAAACAACAGAGCUGGCGAAAAUCUACAGAUCAUUGAACUCUAGUGAUGUUAUGAUCGGUGUCCAUGGAGCUGCGAUGACACAUUUCUUUUUCUUGAAACCAAGAACCGUGUUUAUACAGAUUAUACCGUUAGGAACCGAGUGGGCUGCUGAGACUUACUAUGGAGAACCGGCCAAGAAGCUGAGGUUGAAGUACAUGGGCUACAAGAUUAAACCGAGAGAGAGUUCUUUAUACGGUGAUUAUGGCGAAGAUGAUCCGAUAAUUAAAGAUCCAAAGAGUUUUACUAAAAAAGGAUGGGAUUACAAUAAGAAGAUUUAUCUUGAGCGCCAAAACGUGACGCUUGAUUUGAAAAGAUUCAUGAAACCAUUGUCUCGUGCUUAUAAGCUCUCCAUUACACAAAGCAAGUGACUAUUAAUUCACUAAUCAGAUAGUAUGUUACCAACUAAACCUGGUUUAAGCUUUGUAUAAACAGUUUGUAGAAGAGUGCAU